Papilio polytes (common Mormon) is the source of this 927-nucleotide messenger RNA. Its product is annotated as lys-63-specific deubiquitinase BRCC36-like. Gene Ontology annotation, molecular function: metallopeptidase activity; cysteine-type deubiquitinase activity; polyubiquitin modification-dependent protein binding. The record is from RefSeq and is a predicted model, not a curated record. Bases 94 to 885 code for a protein of 263 amino acids. NCBI's taxonomy places the organism in Eukaryota, Metazoa, Arthropoda, Insecta, Lepidoptera, Papilionidae. The transcript has 6 exons. Gene Ontology annotation, cellular component: BRCA1-A complex; BRISC complex. Gene Ontology annotation, biological process: double-strand break repair.
UUGUCAAAACAAAAAAGCUAGGAAAAAAGUAGUGCUUAAACACUGAAUAAAAUCUUUAACUUCUCUAUAAACUACUGUUGUAAAUAAAUUAAAAUGUUAAAUAAAGUUUUGUUAUCAACAGACGUUACACUAGCUUGUGUUCAGCAUGCACUAUCAACUGAAAAAGAAGAAAUAAUGGGAUUGCUAAUAGGCGAGGUUCAUGAAAACAAUUCGUUGGUGUCUAUAGUCUCCUCUGUAAUAUUACGACGGCUGGAUAAAAAGCCCGACCGUGUUGAGAUAUCCGAAGAACAGUUGGUACAAGCUACUCUUAGAGCGGAAGAGCUUGCAGCAGAAGUUGGACGUCCGCUUAGAGUUGUUGGAUGGUACCAUUCACACCCUCAUAUUACUGUGUGGCCAUCACAUGUUGAUCUUGCCACACAGUCAAUGUACCAGCGUAUGGAUUCAAGUUUUGUGGGUAUUAUAUUUGCAGUGUUUCUCACAGAACAGACAGCCAAGGCACCUUCGAUACAGAUAACAUGUUUCCAAUCAGUCAAUGAAGGGUCAAGUCAAAGCAGAAGGGAAAUUGAAUUAGAAAUAACCAACAACAAUGAUUCUUUAACGAUAAAUAACUUUGAGAUAUUGACCCAAUUACCAGCAAUACUAAAGGAGGAGGAAGAUGAAUCUUACAUAAAUGAAGCUGGACAAUGUGAUACUGAUAUCAUUACUAGGCAACACAACUCUGCAGUCCUGACUAUAGCUAUAGGACAUAUUGUGGAAAAGAUUUCUAGGCCAAUGCUGGAAGCAUUGGUGGCACGAAAUGCUCUUCACAGUGUUCGCUUACGUGCAUUAAAAAAACGGCAUCAAGAAUUGAUGUCUAUGUUGGAUAACAUGUCAUGUAAUGUUUAAGUACAAGUAUUUAAAAUAAAAAUUAAUUGAAAUCAAAUGAAA